Molecule: messenger RNA, 546 nt
Organism: Psylliodes chrysocephalus
Lineage: Eukaryota; Metazoa; Arthropoda; Insecta; Coleoptera; Chrysomelidae
Source: the annotation of a GenBank genome assembly
AUGGCAGCCUACAAAAAUACUGUCACCGGUACCACCAACACCACCGCAAUGCCCCUUGCCACCAACACCACCACAACAAUACUUGUCACCAACACCAAUGCCAGGAAAAACAGUGAUAUAAUUGUAAGCACGAUAGCCAAAUUUAAAAGACUGAGGAGCCGCCGCCACAGUUUAGAAUGUGGUUCUAAGCUUGUUGCCCAGAGCUACGAUGGUGCUGCCGUAGUGGCUGGACAUUUAGGAGGCCGUCAAGCUAAAGUGAAAGAGAAAUUUAAGCAUGCAGUUUUCGUUCACUGUAUAGCACAUAGAAUUAAUUUGGUUUUAUCGCGAAGCAUGGACAAUAUUAAAGAUUGCAAAGUUUUCUUUUCGACGCUUAGUGGUUUGGCUUCCUUCUUUUCAAAGUCAUCGAAAAGAACUUGCGCUUUGGACAUUCACUUUCAAAAAACGUUUCCAAAAGUUGCUUCGACGCGAUGGAACUAUAAUGGACGUUUAGCGCAAACAGUGUUUCAAUACCGUUAUUUUUUGAUACACUUUUUUCAAGACCUUUGA